GCAGGAGUUGAACCAAACUGUCAAUUAAACAUUUUGCCUGGAGACUUCUUAAUUCUUUGACUUAUCAGAAAGUUUAAGAACAACACGAGAACCAUUUAUACAUUCACAAUGAGAGGAUUAUUACCAGUUCAUGUUAUUCUGGGGACAAACUGCAUACUAUGAAAUGCAGUCCAUAGGAUGUGAACAUGAUCUUGGCCACACCUUGGCAUGACUGGUUUGCAGAAUUAUUUCCCUAUCCUUUUCUGAAAUCUAUUCAACACAGAAUCGAACAAUAGCAACUCUGGCAAGAAUCCUCCUAUAUACACAAUGAAAAAAUAGUUUUGAGCUCUGCAAGUGAUAAUAUUAAUACAAGUGUCACACUUCUUUUCACAGCCACUGAAAGACAGGGGUGAGCCUGGCUAAGGUCGCAGGAUUUUAUGAUGGCUUUAGUGUUUAGAGCGGUGGCACAAUUAGCUGGCAUUUCACUAUCCUUGCUGGGAUGGGUUUUAUCCUGUCUUACAAACUACCUGCCUCAAUGGAAGAAUUUCAACCUGGACUUAAAUGAAAUGGAAAACUGGACCAUGGGACUCUGGCAAGCCUGUGUCGUCCAGGAGGAAGUGGGGACGCAGUGCAAAGAUUUCGAGUCUUUCCUGGGUUUGCCUGCUGAGCUCAGGAUCUCCAGGGUUUUAAUGUUCCUCUCGAAUGGGCUGGGGCUCCUGGGCCUGCUGGUGUCGGGCUUUGGCCUGGACUGCUUGAGGAUUGGAGAGACACAGCGGGACGUCAAGAAGCGGCUGUUGAUCCUGGGAGGAAUUCUGUUCUGGACAGCGGGCGUCACAGCCCUCGUUCCCGUCUCUUGGGUGGCCCACGUGACAGUCCAAGAGUUCUGGGACGAGAGCAUCCCCGAGAUUGUGCCCAGGUGGGAGUUUGGAGAGGCCCUCUUUAUCGGCUGGUUUGCUGGAUUUUCUCUCCUGCUGGGAGGGUGUCUGCUGAACUGGGCUGCCUGCGGGACCCAGGCUCCACUGGCUUCCGGCCACUACGCAGUGGCAGAAACUCAGCCUCACCGUCUACAUCUGGAGAUGAAAACCACUCAGCUGAAACUCUAA
Molecule: messenger RNA, 1082 nt
Organism: Dama dama (fallow deer)
Lineage: Eukaryota; Metazoa; Chordata; Mammalia; Artiodactyla; Cervidae
Gene: CLDN22
Product: claudin 22
Exons: 1
Coding region: 417-1082 (221 amino acids)
Biological process (GO): bicellular tight junction assembly; cell adhesion
Cellular component (GO): bicellular tight junction; plasma membrane
Molecular function (GO): structural molecule activity
Source: RefSeq, a predicted model, not a curated record